AUGACUGGGUCACAAAAAUUGCCUCUGCUCUUUAUUGGAAAAUAUCUGAAACCAAGGUGUUUCAAAAAUGUUCAGAAGAUUCCUGCUGCAUAUUAUGCUAAUAAUAAGGCCUGGAUGACUGGCAACAUCUACGAAAAAUGGUUGAGAGAUUUAGAUAACCGUUUUUCAGCAGAGAAGCGCAAAGUUCUCCUAAUCGUGGACAAUUGUACUGCACACAUGGAAGUCACUGGGCUUCAGGCAAUCCGUGUGGAAUAUCUCCCACCAAAUGCAACUGCAGUUUUACAGCCAAUGGAUCAGGGGAUAAUCAAUAGUUUCAAGCGAAAAUAUAAGACAGUGCUCUUGCAAAGAGUAAUCCUUGGCUUGGAAAGGGAACAACCUUAUCAGAUUGAUAUUCUUGGUGCAAUGCAUUUAUCAAUCAGUGCAUGGAAUGAUGUUUUAGAUGAAACAAUUUCUAAAGCCUUUCGACAUGCAGGUUUUAUUAAAGAAACAGACGUAACUGAAGAAAUCCAUGACAAUAGAUCUCACGACGAAGAUGAGGUUCUCAUGCAUGAACUUCGCCGUAGAAAUCCACAGUUGCCAGAACUUUCAUUCGAGGAUUUUUUAAAUGUGGAUUCUAAUGUCAUCUGCACGGAGGAAAUAUCGGAUCACGAUAUUAUUAGCAGCAUAAUCAACGAGAAUGAGAGACUUUCAGAUCCAGAAGAAGAAGAAGAAAAUGAAGUAACACCAAGACCGACUUUAAAACAAGCUGCUGAAUACUUGUCAGAACUUAGACGAUUUUUUGAGGCUUAUUAUUUUGAGGCCAGUGAUAAUUGUGAAAUGCUAACAAAUAUAGAGAAGAUGGAGUCUUGCAUUGUACAAUCUGUUGUUUUAAAACAGACAAAGAUAAGUGAUUAUUUUGUUGCUCAAUGA
Messenger RNA from Stegodyphus dumicola, 909 nucleotides. Its product is annotated as tigger transposable element-derived protein 6-like. Lineage: Eukaryota; Metazoa; Arthropoda; Arachnida; Araneae; Eresidae. The record is from RefSeq and is a predicted model, not a curated record.